Molecule: messenger RNA, 617 nt
Organism: Lucilia cuprina (Australian sheep blowfly)
Lineage: Eukaryota; Metazoa; Arthropoda; Insecta; Diptera; Calliphoridae
Gene: Rrp47
Product: nuclear nucleic acid-binding protein C1D
Exons: 2
Coding region: 109-522 (137 amino acids)
Biological process (GO): maturation of 5.8S rRNA; regulation of gene expression
Cellular component (GO): exosome (RNase complex); nucleolus
Molecular function (GO): DNA binding; RNA binding
Source: RefSeq, a predicted model, not a curated record
AAAAAAGAUGGAAAACUAAAUGUCAAAUCAACGCGUGCUGUUUUACUAAUUUGUCAAAAAUAAAAGAUCAAAUAAUUUCCUAAAAGUAAAAAUAAAUUUUGAAAUAAAAUGUCUACAAGCCGGGAUUACGCGGAACUGCGAAAUGAUGAAAAAUUCAUAAAAUGUGUUGAGAAUUUCGACAAUUCCAUGGAUAAAAUUGAAGCUUCUAUACUGACGGCCGUGGGUUUAAAAGAUUUUGAAGAAUUAUCUACAGAGGAAAAAGUUAAAUUGGACAACUAUUUGGCUUAUUCCAUUAAUUCAUUGUAUUGGAUGUAUGUUAAGCUACAAGGACAAGAUCCAAAUGAGCACGGAAUCAAAAAUGAACUAUCCCGCGUGAGACAAACGAUUUUACGCGACAAACAAAUAUAUGAAAGGAAUACCAUUAGACCUGUUUUAGAUAAGGCUGCUGCUGGACGUUUCAUUAAACAUGGUAUACACACACGUUUUGAUAAAGAUGAAGAAAGAAUACAAAACGAGAAUUAAAAAUUUAUUAUAUAUAAAAAAAUAUAAGUGUUUAAGUAAGAACUUUUUAUAACAAGUUAUAAUUAAUAAAUAAUAAUCAUUAAGAAAAAUUAAUU